Bolinopsis microptera is the source of this 3035-nucleotide messenger RNA. RefSeq names its product gamma-glutamyl hydrolase-like. Gene Ontology annotation, molecular function: gamma-glutamyl-peptidase activity. The transcript is spliced from 4 exons. Gene Ontology annotation, biological process: tetrahydrofolylpolyglutamate metabolic process. Lineage: Eukaryota; Metazoa; Ctenophora; Tentaculata; Lobata; Bolinopsidae. Gene Ontology annotation, cellular component: vacuole. The record is from RefSeq and is a predicted model, not a curated record. The coding region runs from base 69 to 1328 and encodes 419 amino acids.
GGGUUGGUUAGGCCGUAUUCUAUUAUUCAUGAUCAAGUAUAUUUUUCUAUGAGCAGGUUGCACAAACAAUGUCAAGAUCGGAAGUGGGUUUUGACAAACCAAGAUGUCGUCGAUGGACAGAAAAGUUCUUUAAAGCCUGUUGCAUGGCGAUCGCAGUCAUUUUAGGUUUCAUGACUGCAAACCUGAUUGAAAACCACAAAUCACAAAUUGGGAGAAUAAAAGUUGUACCUUUACCAGAAUCUGUUGAAAUCAGAGGUAGAUUAAAGAAUGCAAGCAUGAAACCACAAAGACCUGUGAUAGGAAUUCUUUCUCAAAUUAUUUUGCAUGAUUAUGCAACAGAAACCCCAAAAUCUCUGCAUGGGUUGGGUGCAAGGUAUGGAAACUCCUACAUCCCCGCAUCUUACGCCAGAUUUAUACAGGCAGCAGGCGCUACAGUUGUACCAAUUCCAAAUGACCUCCCAGAAGAUGAUCUAAGGAAUAUUUUUGAUUCUAUAAAUGGAAUCGUCUUUCCUGGGGGAGCCAGAACAAUUCCUCAAAGUAUGUACUACACGACUGCUGGUAAAUUGAUAAAAUGGGCGAUGGAAGCAAACGAUAGUGGGGAUUAUUUCCCAGUUUGGGGAAUCUGUCUUGGGUUUCAGUUCAUGACCAAUUUUUUCUUAAAUUCGAACCGGACGGUAGACCAGCACGAGGAUCUCCGUGGACAUUGCAGAGCUUAUGAUCUGUCACUGCCAUUUCGUCCAACCCAGAGCUCCGAGAGUAGCAGAAUGUUGGCAAAGAUAAGCAGACCGCUUUAUGAAGAUAUACAAAAGGAACCAUCCGUUUACUACUUCCAUACUAAAUGUUUCACGAUUGAUCAACUUCAACGCAGUGGGGUUCUACAGAAGAUUAAUGUUGUGGGAAAAAGUUUCGACCUUGAUGGUAAAGAGUAUGCAUCGAUGACCGAACACAAAAAAUAUCCAUUCUAUGGCACACAAUUCCACCCGGAGAAACUCAUGUUUGAGUGGAAUCCGAUCAUAAAUAUUUUCAGACCUCAAAGUGGAAUUGUAUUUUCUCAGACUCUCCUUAACUUUUUUAUGAGUGAAGUAGCUAAGAACAGACAUUCUUUCAAAAAUCCUACUGUAGUAAAUAAAAUUGACAUAGAAAAUUAUCCUUGCAUCCACACUAUGCUCUUGCACAAAACUCAUUUACAAGCAUACUAUUUUCUUAAUGACAAUUCGUUUGGUAAACCUGUUAUUGAUUACAGAUUGGAUCAGCAAAAGUUUGAUUUUAUGGUGCAAUUAGCAUUAGGAAAUGCAUCACUGACACAGAUCUUAGGGAUAAAUACAUAAAAUAUAUGGCAGAGAUAUAGGUUGGCACAGCUCAGUAAGAAUCAAAGUCUUUAAAAUAUUUAUUUUAUAUAAUAGUGACUAGUAUAGUGAUUAUUGACUACGAGGCCUUAGUUCUGAAACCAAUUUAUCGGCAAUUUAGCACCCUGUUAAUUAUUACGUUGAAUUGAACCUUGACAAUAUAAUUAUUCUGGUUAAGGGCUUUUGUUAUUUUCUUUGAUUCAAAUUAAAAUCUUUUUGCUUCCUCUCUAUACCGGGCCUCUCCGUGCCCCAAAACUUUUACUUUUAGUUAAUUAGCUCGUUUUGUGCAAGAAAUGUGAUUUAUGUCAUACCUCACAUUUAUAAUACUGGUCAAAAUCGGCAUAUUUGCCGCGACUAAACGUGGCUUUUUUCUAAAUUAAUAAUAAAAACGUUUUUGCUAUCCUGCUAGACCUUUCAGUUUCAGCAGCUUUCGACACAAUAGAUCAUAAAAUACUUAUCAGAAAACUCUUAGCUGACUUAGGAAUCACAGGUAAAGCUAACAGCUGGUUUGUCGUUUGAGGAUUAUCUUCAUGCAAGAAUAACAAGAUCUUUCAAUACAAUGUCAAAGUUGGUCAGGAGCUAUCUGAUGUAAUAUGUCUUCUUUUAAAUAUGGGAUCCGUAUUCAGCUAUAUGCAGAUGACUCGCAGCUCUACAUUUCUUUUGAACCCCUAAUACCUGGAGAACUAAGUGGAAUGAAAAUCAAAAUCAAUGCCUGCCUUGACGAAAUAAGGGCCUGGAUGCUUGAAAAUUAUAUGAAACUUAAUGAGUCAAAAACAGAGCUAUUAGUCAUUGGGAAGCCUUUGGUUCUGAGAGAAUUUGGACAGUAUCAAAUUUCUGUUAAUUUUGGGAGUACGGAAGUGAUGCCAACAGAAUGUGUCGGUGACAAUUGAAAAAGUUUAGGAGUCAAACUAGAUCCUCAUCCAGCUCUUACCAUGGAAAGACAGCUAAACAGUGUUAAACAGAAGUCAAUGUGGGCACUAAAUAAUCUGAAGAGAAUAUGACGUUAUAUCUUGAUGAAAGUUUAAAAGUUAUGCUAGUGAAGCAACUGGUCAUAUCAAAGCUUGACUACUGUAAUGCACUGUAUGUUUGCCUACCGAUGAAGUCACUGAAAAAGCUCAAAUCUGUACUGAAUGCUGGAAUACGAUUCAUCUAUAACAUCGAUGACCGUGAUGUAGAUCUUCUUGAAUACUAGAAAAAAGCACACAUUCUCCCCAUUGAAGAACGAAUAAGUUUCAAGAUUUGUCUUCUGGCGUAUAAGGUUAUGUAGAGCCAAGCACCACCAUAAGCGCUUAUAAUUGCUUAUAAAUCAAAAUGCUAGCUACGAAUCGCUUAUCUGGCCAACCGCUUUUCCACCGCUUAUAAUCACCAAUCCUACUUGAAAAUCUCUCGCUGAGAGCGAUUAUGAUAAGCUUAUAAGCGCUUUCUAGGCGCUUUUAUGAAAUUAUAAUCGCUUUCCCGUAUAAAAUUAAAAAGCGAUUAUAUUUAUAAAUGUUUAUAAGCGAUUAUUUUCGAACCGCCUAUAAUCGCGAUCGCCAAAAAACGAGUAUAAUGUAUCAGCGGUGUUUUUUAAAGAGAUUUAAUAGAAGGCUUUAAUAAAGCGCUUCAUAACAAAUAAGCGAAUUAUCAGCGCUGAUCAGAAAAUUUCAUUUUAUGGAAACUUGCAGUUAUAUUUACAAAAUUAAAUAUAAU